GCCACCCGGCUCACGUCCAGAAGGUGGCGCGUGCGCUGACGCAGAUGGCGAGCCGUGGCGAGGACGUGAGCGCGUCCGAGCUGCGCGCCGUCGUGCAGCCUUUGGUGCGCAGCUGCCCGCUGCUGGGCGCGCAGCUGCAGUCGCUGCUGGACUCUGAGCCGCCGCCGGCCGAGCCGGCGCCGCGGCCGACCGACUUCCAGACGGCCGCGCUCGACGUCGAGCCUGAGGACGAGUUCGAGGAGGUUUCGGAGCUGACCAGCGACGAGCCGGACCCGUACGGCACCGACCAGUGCCCGUGCGGCUGCCACGAGCACGCCGAGGACGCGCGUUUCCGACUGCGGCGCCGCCACUGCGAGCGCUGCGGCCUGCGCUUCAUGGGCGGCCGAGUGUACCUGCAGACGGGCAAGCCGCCGGAACCGCGGGGGGCGACCGAGGCCGCCACCGCCACUGCCUGGAGCUGCGACGACGACCUGGAGAUCUUGACCAACUGCCAGCGUAGCGGUGACGGCGAGAAGACGUUCCGCGCUAUUCAGCGUCGCCUGCCGACGCGCACCGUCGACCAGCUGCGCGCCCGCUUCCGGGAGCUGAUGCGGAUGCUGCGCGAGCAGAUGCAGCAGACCACUUGA
Messenger RNA from Pollicipes pollicipes, 626 nucleotides. RefSeq lists its product as uncharacterized. The transcript has 4 exons. Gene Ontology annotation, cellular component: nucleus. Gene Ontology annotation, biological process: regulation of DNA-templated transcription. The record is from RefSeq and is a predicted model, not a curated record. Gene Ontology annotation, molecular function: transcription coregulator activity. The coding region runs from base 45 to 626 and encodes 193 amino acids. NCBI's taxonomy places the organism in Eukaryota, Metazoa, Arthropoda, Thecostraca, Pollicipedomorpha, Pollicipedidae.